AUGAGGAACAACAGCCGGCGCAAGCUGGACCAGAGGGUGUUCAUAGAACAGGUUCGAGAAUGCAUGAGCAAUGGAUACUUGCUCUCCUCAAAGAAGAUCGGAUCUGGUGCUUUCUCCAAGGUCUACCUGGCCUAUGCAACACGUGAGCGCAUGAAGCACAAUCCUAGGCUAUCCUCUGACUUGCGGGGCAAGCGCCACACUAUGGUGGCUAUUAAGAUUGUGUCCAUGGCUGAAGCCCCAGCGGAGUACUCCAGGAAGUUCCUGCCCCGUGAGAUCUUAUCACUCAAUGCUACCUACAAGCACAUGAACAUAGUCCAGCUGUAUGAGACCUACCAGAACAGCCAGCGUUCCUACCUGGUACUGGAAUUGGCAGCUAGAGGCGACCUGUUGGAGCAUAUCAAUGCAGUGUCCGACCUCCGAUGUUGCCCAGGGCUGGAGGAGGAAGAGGCCCGAAGGCUGUUCUGGCAACUGGUCAGCGCGGUGGCCCACUGCCACAACGUUGGCAUUGUGCACAGGGACUUGAAAUGUGAAAAUAUCCUGUUGGAUGACCAGGGCUUCCUAAAGCUUACAGACUUUGGCUUUGCUAACUGGGUGGGGCUCAAGAACUCCCUUCUGAGCACCUUCUGUGGCUCUGUGGCCUAUACGGCCCCAGAGAUUCUCAUGAGCAAGAAGUACAACGGUGAGCAGGCUGAUCUGUGGAGCCUAGGGAUCAUCCUCCAUGCCAUGGUGUCUGGGAAGCUGCCCUUCAAGGAACACCAGCCCCAUCGCAUGCUGCAGCUGAUUCGCCGAGGUCCCAUCUUCAGGCCAGGGCUGUCCCCAGAGUGCCGGGACCUGAUCCGAGGGCUGCUUCAGCUGCAUCCGUGUGAGCGCCUGGGCCUACAGCAGGUGGCUGCUCACUGCUGGAUGCUGCCUGCAGAACACAUGCUGUCCUCUGUACUUGGAGCUCCCCGAGAACAGCAUUCCUGGUCUGCAACAACCCCAGACAACACAGAGCCUGACAGAGAUGCCAGGUGUGCCAGAAGCAAAGGCUCCAGCCCCUCCAAUGGCAGGACAUCUCCAAGGAGAGCGUCUUUGGCCCAGCUGUGCAGCACGUGGAAGCCCGCACCAGAGCAAUAG
This is a messenger RNA of Apodemus sylvaticus (European woodmouse), 1116 nucleotides long. RefSeq names its product testis-specific serine/threonine-protein kinase 5. Gene Ontology annotation, biological process: intracellular signal transduction; microtubule cytoskeleton organization; protein phosphorylation. The record is from RefSeq and is a predicted model, not a curated record. Gene Ontology annotation, cellular component: cytoplasm. NCBI's taxonomy places the organism in Eukaryota, Metazoa, Chordata, Mammalia, Rodentia, Muridae. Gene Ontology annotation, molecular function: tau-protein kinase activity; ATP binding; protein serine/threonine kinase activity. The transcript is spliced from 8 exons. The coding region runs from base 1 to 1116 and encodes 371 amino acids.